AUGAGAAAGCCUGGUAAGAGUAGCAGGGAGAGGAAUGCAGAUUUCUGUUCGAAUCACAAUGAUGACGAGGACAAGUAUUUCUUCAAGGUUCUGGUUGGUGAUUUUCGUGAACGAUUGGUCAUACCUGAUAAAUUCGAGCAACAUUUCAGAGGGCUAAUAGCAAACAAUGCUAAGCUAGAAUCGCGCUGUGGAUACACUUUUGAUGUUGAAGUAGCCAAGAAUUUGGGCAAAGUAGUCCUUCAAACGGGAUGGAAGGAGUUUGUUACUGCCCAUGACUUGAACAUGGGGGACUUAUUGGUAUUCAAGUACGACGGGACUUCUCGAUUCAAGGUUUUGAUAUUUGGUCUUAGUUGUUGCGAGAAAAUGCCGCCAUGCCAUGUCAAGAGAAAUCAUAUCCGUGGGAGAGAAAGAAGGGAAGAGCUUCCCGUGAAAUCCCCUGGAAGUAAAAGGGAAGCAUGGAAGCAAAGAGAGGGAAAUAUGAAUGUCAUUCCUAGUUCAUCAACCUCCCCAUCCGACACUUCAGAAGAUCAGAAAUUACAUUGUCAAGGUUACAUCCUCCCACGGGAAACCCGUCUCACCUGUGUGCAGAUGAAGAAACUGAAAGAGAGAGUCCGAGCUAAUAGUUCUACAAUUCCCAUCUAUGGAUGCAUCAUAACGAAGAGCAGUAUUCAUGGAAAAAUGGCUAUGAUUUGUGAUCAUAAAAUUCAAUUAGAUUGGAAGAAGAGAAAAGUGAAAGAGAGAGAAAAUAGUGAAAAAGAAAAAAGUAUUAAGUGCCCUCGGAAUGCAACUGUCUUUGAUGUAGGCGUGGUAAAGAUGAGAAAGCCGGGUAAGAGAAGCAGGGAGAGGCAUGCAUAUUUCUGUUCGAAUCACAAGGAUGAGAAGGACAAGUAUUUCUUCAAGGUUCUGGUUGGUGAUUUUCGUGAACGAUUGGCCAUACCUGAUAAAUUCAUGCAACAUUUCAGAAGGCUAAUAGCGAACAGUGUUAAGAUAGAAUCACGCUGUGGACACACUUUUGAUGUUGAAGUAGCUAAGAAUCUGGGCAAAGUAGUCCUUCAAACGGGAUGGAAGGAGUUUGUUACUGCCCAUGACUUGAACAUGGGGGACUUCUUGGUUUUCAAGUACGACGGGACUUCUCGAUUGAAGGUUUUCAUAUUUGAUCUUAGUUGUUGCGAGAAAGUGCCUCCAUGCCUUGUCAAGAGAAAUCAUACCUGUGGCAGAGAAACAAGGAAAAUGCACAUUGAAAUUUCAAGCAGUUGUGGAGAUCUUCCCUUGAAUGUCACUGCUAGUUCAUCAACCUCCCCAUCCGACUCAUCAGGAGAUUCUGUAUCUCCAGAAGACCAGAAAUCACAUUAUGUUCCAGGUUACAUCCUCCCAAAGGGAACCUAUCUCACCUGUGUGCAGAUGAAGAAACUGAAAGAGAGAGUCCGAACUAGUACUUCUACUAUCCCCAUCUACGGAUGCAUCGUGAAGAAGAGCAAUCUUCGUAGGGGAUCUCAGGCUAUGCAUGUUGUUGUAGAACAGGCGUUUCCCAGCUUUAUGAGGGAGCGAGCUACGAUUUCAGAAACAGGGAUAGGGGAACUGAAGUACCAGUGGGAGGAGAAUUGGACUUCUUAG
This is a messenger RNA of Miscanthus lutarioriparius, 1614 nucleotides long. The record is from the annotation of a GenBank genome assembly. Lineage: Eukaryota; Viridiplantae; Streptophyta; Magnoliopsida; Poales; Poaceae.